AAAAAAACGAAAAUAAUGAAAAAAAUCAUUAUACCCAGUUUAAUUGAUACUUAUGGUUUAAUAAAAUUUUGGGAUUUUGAUUGUGGUGGUCCUAGUCAAAAUACAUCACAAUGUUAUACCAAAAGAAAAAUAACUGUACCCUCACCUAUAAAGAAAAUGUCUCAUCAAAUUCGUGCAGUUUCAAGUCCAUCCCUAACCUCUGAUAUAACAACCCCAGAAGCAGCAUCAGCAUCAGCAGGAACAGCCAACAAUAAUAUCCCCGAACACCAAAGAGUACCAUCUAGUAAUUCAUCAUAUACCACAACUAGUCAUGAGGAUUGCCAAACCACUAACCAACAUAAUACUGCCGCCACUAACUCUAUUGCCUCCACCACCUCUUCCAACUCCACUUCUGCCAGUUCAACACAAAAUGUUGGAGUUUUACAGAAAUUCAAACGUACAUUAACCAAUUUCAACAAACAUCAACCGUCAGUCAAUGCCACAAAUCAAACACCAGCAACAACAUCAGUUCCAAGCACCUCAACAACAACAACAGCAGCAGCAGGAGUUUCAGACUCUUCUGCCUUUCUAAUGGCCGGCGAUACAGAAAUGCAAACGGAUGUUACAGAUGGCUGUAGCAAUACGGCUGUUAGUAAUAAAUAUAGAUUUGGCCCCUUAGUAUGGCGUACAUCAAAGGAACGACGUAAAACAAAAUAUAAUCGUCGUGACAAAUGUAACAGUGGUGAUUCGGGCAUACAAAUUGAAUUAGAGAAUGAUGAACAAUUUGCUCGAGUUUUGGCGGCAGGUGGCAGUAGUGGUGGCAUACAUGUUGCCAAUCUUAAUGGCAGUUUGUUUAACAGACAACAAGAAGGAAUGAGUUCCCUACGAGUACGUGCCGUACGACGCACCAAUUCCGCCAAAGUAACAUCAAUAAUAGAUGAGAAUACUUCUGCAUCGACCACACAUUCGAGUAAAGCUAACAUACUAAAACGCAUGGACAUGCAUAAUGAGAGAGAAGCACCCGAAUCGUUGCCCACACGUUCGAUAAGUCAACCCAAUGGUCUAGAGUCUUGUGGUAUGACACGCAACGAUUUAGACGAUAGUGACAGUGAUAGUGUAACAUCACAUGAAGAAGCCUCCAGUUAUUAUCCUAUUUUUGCUGAAGUGUUAUAUAAUUUUACUGCAGCAGGACCACAAGAGUUGGGCUUAGAAAAGGGUACAUUAAUUGAAAUACUACGUAAAGAAAUUGGCCCCUGGUGGUUUGGUCGCAUUAAAAAAGAAGAUGCUAGUUUAGUGGAGGAAAUUUUAGAUCCUGAAUUGGGUUGGUUCCCCAAAGAGUUUGUACGUGUUAUACAUUCACCCGAAACUGAUUUCUUCUAUCUACAACACAUGGGAACAGCAGCAGCAGCAACAACAACAGCAGCAGCAACAGAAUACAGCAAACCAGCUAACAACAGCAGCAUGGAAGAUAAUUGUAAUACCACCGUAAUUGAUCAGCAUAAUGUCACAACCAUUGUAAUUGAAUCAUCAUCAUCACCACCCACAUCUUUGACGACGACCUCGACACCUCAUUUUGUUGGCCUAUCAACUAAUGCGGCUAAUAAUGAUGCCGCAACAGCCAAUACUACCAUCACACAAGCCAUCCUAUCGACAUCACAAAGUCUUAAUGUCAUUAUGGAUAGUGCCGAUUUGUUGCGAAGAAGUGCUGUUAAAGAAUUAUUGGAUACGGAAGUUAAUUAUGUGAAAUUAUUGUCGGCCAUAUGUGAGGGCUAUUUACCUGCUAUGAGCAAACGUAUCGAUAUCUUUUCACCCAAUAGUAUACGUUUGAUUUUCUCCAAUAUAACAUCAAUUUAUAAGUUUCAACGUAAAUUUUUAGAAGCCCUACGCAAGGGCAUCGAACAGAAUCAGGUGGCAAAAGUAUUUUUGAAAAUGCAUAAGGGAUUCUUAUGUUAUUCAACUUAUUGCAAUUCAUAUCCCCGGGCCUUAAUUGAAUUGGCUUCAUAUGAGAGAGUUAAAGAUGCUCGCACAAUAUUGGAUAAUUGUCGAGAAUUGGAAAAUUUAGCUGAAUUACCCCUAUCCGCUCAUUUGUUGGCACCAGUGCAACGCAUUUGCCGCUAUCCUUUGCACUUAGGAGAAAUGAUUAAAAGUUCGGCCAAGGGUGCAGAACCACCAGCAUUUGCUCUCCAUGAAUAUGAACAAAUCGAUGUUAGUCAGUUGGAUAUACCCGAUACCACAGAGACCAUUGAUAUGGCUCUAGAAGCCAUGAAAUCUGUUACCGAAGCUGUUAAUGAAGGUAAACGUCAUAGUGAAACAAUAGCACGUCAUCAGGCAAGCUUUCAAAACUUCAAAGGUCCUCCUCUACACCUACAUAGUACACGUUUCUUUGUACAAAUCGAUGCCACGCGUCAGAAACAAAAUCUUUGGAAUAGUAGUUGUACUCUAUUUCUCUUCGACAACCAAUUGGUCUAUUGUAAACGUGACAUUAUUAAGAGAUCUAAUUUUAUCUAUAAAGGACGCAUAUUUUUGGACAGAUGCCGAGUGGUGAACGUAAGAGAUGGUAAAAUGUUUGGUCAUACUAUUAAAAACUCGCUGAGAAUUUACUGUGAGGCAAGAGACAAAUGGUUUGAUUUUAGUUUUCGUUCGGCCAAUCGUAAGCAUAGAUUUUUAAAUACCCUAGCUUUGGAGCGACAAUUCGGUGGGAAAUCUUUGUAUAUAUCGGAAAUGACAGGAUUUGAAUAUGCCUUCGAGGAAAGAGAUUAUUCGGAUCAAUCAGAUUAUGAGGGCGGUGAUAGUGGUGAACAGAAAUUAAAAGAAUUUUUAUAUGAAACCAAUUUAAAUACCGGCAACAAUACAAAUACUUCAGGCGAAUCAUCUGUGCCGGAGUCACCAGCUAAAUCUUUUAAAUAUAGUGAUACUUUGCCGCAUAAAAAAACACAAAGACUAGAUACGGCGGCGGGUGCGGCGAAUGAAAAUCAAACAGGUUCUUUGGGACGCAGACGUUUAGGUAAUUGGUUUAGAAAACCCAAAAGUACCGCCUCCACACCCAAUCAAUCACCUACACACAAAACUACACAAUCGGCUCAUUCUACAGGAGAUUUACAAUUAACCGGCACUGAUCUUACCGAAACCUAUACGGUAUUAGAACAUACCGAAAAUGGUGGUGUUAGUUCGUAAAUUUUUCUAGAAAUUUAAUUUGCUAAACAAAAAAACAAUUAUUAAGGAAUCUCAUUUUUAUUAUUAAUAACAAAACGAAAUUUUGUUUAAAAAUUUUCCUUUUUCUCUUUUUAAAACACAAUCUUUUCUCUCUCUUUUUAUCUGUUUGUCUCUUAACUCUCUGUGUAAAAAAUUUGUUUUAUUUUUGUUUUAAAUGUACAAAUGUAUUGGAAAGUCAAUUAUAUAAUUGUUGUUUAAAAAAAAUUGUUAAUUAUUUUAAAAUUUAAACGUAAAAAUAUAUACGCUAUAACACUUUAUUAUGUAAAUUUUGUUUAUUUUUAUUAAUUUAACUUUUUCAAUUAAUUGUACAGUUGUAAAUUUCUUUUUUUUUUAUACUUUUUUAUAUAUUUUAAAAUUAAAUUUUAUUUAUUUGUUUUUAAGUUAACAAAACGAACAAACUGGAAGAUUUGAAAUUAAGUCAUUAAUAUUUGCUAUUAAGUUUUUAAUUUUUUCUUUUUUAUAUUUAAGAAAAAAAUAUUAAAGUUUUUAUUAUUAUUUUAUAAAAUU
Molecule: messenger RNA, 3699 nt
Organism: Lucilia cuprina (Australian sheep blowfly)
Lineage: Eukaryota; Metazoa; Arthropoda; Insecta; Diptera; Calliphoridae
Gene: RhoGEF3
Product: intersectin-1
Cellular component (GO): cytoplasm
Molecular function (GO): protein binding; guanyl-nucleotide exchange factor activity
Source: RefSeq, a predicted model, not a curated record